AUGAUUUUGUCGGUGAUCGUGGACAAGAACGAGAUCAAGUUAGUGGUGACUCUUUCCGUGAUCGUGGACAAGAACGAGUUAGAGGUGAUUUUGUCGGUGGUCGUGGACAAGAACAAGAACAAGCCUUUCGCAAGGAACCUAGCAGCAGGGGACUUAGGAGGCAUGGAUAGUGCAAGUUUUCUGAGAGUUCUGGCAAGCAAACUACCCUUGUAUCUCCAGCAGAAGUGGAUUUCACGAGUAGGCCUGACUCGUGAUAUUGCUAAUAGGAAUCCCACCCUGGAAGACCUUGCACAGUUCGUCAUACAGACUGAAAGAAACAUUAACGAUCCCAUGGUACAGGGAUUGGGAUAUCAGAGGACUGAGAAAAAUGCUUCCUACAAUAAAGAUGAGAAAGAAAAACUACAAAAAUCAAGAUGCACAAAGGCAUUUGGUACAGCUACACAACAGGAUAGGGAGCAGAAGGACAAGAGGGAACCAAGUUGUACUUUCUGUGGCACCAACUCAAGGCAUGUUAUUGACGAGUGCCGAAAAUUUGAAGCCUUGACAGUUGAAGAAAGAUCAGAGCAAUGUAAAAGGAAAGGCCUCUGCUUCCGAUGCCUGAAACCAAAACAUCUGAAAAAGGAAUGCAAGAGUAAGAUCAAGUGUGAUGUCUGCGACAGGAUGCACAACACUUUAAUGCAUGAUCCCAGGUGGAUGAAAGACGGAGAAGGAAAUACAAGGAAAACCACCAAUGAUGCUUCAACAUCUACCGAUGUGCAAAGUGAAGCUGGAAGGAUCUCUUCAGGGUCUACCAAUGUGAAGAAAAGUGUUGGAGGAAAACCCCAGACAUCGACGUGCAUGACGAUAGUUCCAGUCAUCGUGAAGCACAAAGGAAAUGACAGAUGCAUAUCAACUUAUGCAUUCAUAGAUAAUGGAUGUGGAACAGUCUUCUGUGACACAGAACUUACCCAAAGGCUGCAUGCAAGAACCAGGAAAACCAAGCUAAUAGUCAAGACAUUGAAUCUUGAAGAAGUGAUAGAUACAGAAGUCACUGUAGAUGAGCUGCAGAUCGCAGGAGUAAAGGAGAAGGAAUUCAUCAAUCUUCCGCCCAUCUAUGUCAAAGAUGGUAUACCAGUGACAGUUUCAGAUGCUCCAACUCAAAAGGAUCUGAAACGAUGGAAACAUCUGAAGGACAUAGAAUUGCCCGAAAUAAGUAACCGCAACUCUAUUUCAAAGGUAACUCUCAUGAUUGGAGCCAACGUUCCGUCAGCAUCGAUGCCUCUAGAAAUCAAAGCUGGUGACAUCGAGGAACCAUAUGCUAUCCGCUCAAGGCUAGGUUGGCUCGUGUAUGGUAUACAAGCUCAAGAGCAAGCAGAUAUUCACAAAGUCUGUUUUUGUAAACAGGAGGAAGUUUCCAUCAUUCCUAGACAAGAGGAAUUAGAACGGAAAUUCAAGGACUUCUGCAAUAUGGAAUUUACAGAGAGACUAAGUGAUCACAGAGAGGGCCUGUCAGUUGACGACAAGAAUUUCUUGGACAUAAUGGAGAAAUCUAUCACUAAGAAAGACAAUCAUUAUCAGAUAGAUCUGCCCUUAAAGCAGAGAGAUGUGGCUAUGCCUAACAACAAGGACCAAGCUGAAAGAUUUCUGGAAAGACAAGGACAGAAGUUAUCAAAGAACAAGGAAAUCCAUGAACAGUACACCACAUUCAUGAAUGAUCUGGAAAAGCAAGGCUACGCAGAGAAGGUUCCAGAAGCAGACUUGGACAGACAUGAUGGGAAGGUAUGGUAUAUCCCUCACCAUGGGGUGUAUCAUCCCCAAAAGCCAGGAAAGAUUAGAGUAGUCUUCAAUUGUCCUAUCAGCUACAGAGGAAAGUCUCUUAAUCAGGAACUCCUACAAGGACCAGAUCUAACCAACAGAUUGCUUAGUGUUCUCCUCAGGUGGAGGAAAGAGAAAGUGGCUAUAAUGGCAGAUAUACAGUCUAUGUUCUAUCAGGUGAAAGUUACACCAGACCAAUGCGACAUGCUGCGUUACUUGUGGUGGCCUGAGGGGGAUAUCACCAAAGAGCCAGUAGCCUACAGAAUGCUAGUCCAUCUUUUUGGGGCUACAUCUUCUCCCAGUUGUUCGAAUUAUGCCCUGAAAAGAACAGCAAAGGACAAUGAAGGUUGUGCAAAGGAAGAAGUCCUAGAUGCCAUACAGAAAGACUUUUACGUUGAUGAUUUUUUGAAGUCAGUAUCAACACCCCAAGAAGGCAUUGAUCUAGCUGAAUCAUUAAGACAAGUGUUGUCCAAGGGAGGCUUCAAGUUAACCAAAUGGUCAAGCAACAGACGAGAGGUCUUGGAUUCUAUUCCAAAGGAAUAA
Strongylocentrotus purpuratus (purple sea urchin) is the source of this 2337-nucleotide messenger RNA. RefSeq lists its product as uncharacterized. The record is from RefSeq and is a predicted model, not a curated record. Gene Ontology annotation, molecular function: zinc ion binding; nucleic acid binding. Bases 1 to 2337 code for a protein of 778 amino acids. The transcript is spliced from 2 exons. NCBI's taxonomy places the organism in Eukaryota, Metazoa, Echinodermata, Echinoidea, Camarodonta, Strongylocentrotidae.